Dinoponera quadriceps is the source of this 7132-nucleotide messenger RNA. Its product is annotated as leucine carboxyl methyltransferase 1. The record is from RefSeq and is a predicted model, not a curated record. Gene Ontology annotation, molecular function: protein C-terminal leucine carboxyl O-methyltransferase activity. The transcript has 4 exons. Gene Ontology annotation, cellular component: cytosol. The coding region runs from base 950 to 1900 and encodes 316 amino acids. Lineage: Eukaryota; Metazoa; Arthropoda; Insecta; Hymenoptera; Formicidae. Gene Ontology annotation, biological process: C-terminal protein methylation.
UUAUAUAUUGUUAUAUAUGGAAAAUUUUUUCUCGGGCAAUGUUUCAAAAAACUGAUUUAACGUUUCUUGCUUACUGAAAAAGGUAUCUUUUAAAUGUAACACACAAGGCCUUUUGAGUCUUCAAGAGAAAAGCUCACUACACUAUAAUGCAACACGAGUACUUUGCGAGAAACGAUAUGAAAAAGUUUCUAAAAUACUCCAAAGUCGCGCACUGCAGUGCGAGAUUAUAACUGAAGCUCAUUAGCGAUAAAAUAUGCAUAUCGCGUUAAUUAGAUAAAUGCAUCGUCGUUAAGAGCACACAAUUCUUCGCUUCCAUGCUGAAAAAGAAUACAUUAACGCAAUGUCUCUUAAUCCUCCUGAUGUAGCCUUGAAAUGAAUGAAACUUGAAGGAAGCCUCUCGCUUAUUCUCCAUAAUCCGAAAAUCCACGCUGGAUUUCCUUUGAAAGCGAGCUUUUGAAGCAGAACGAAAUCCUCUAAAAGGCAAAUUUCAUGCUACCAAAGAUUCAAAUUUCGCUCCCGCGGAACGAACACCUGCGCACUGUAAACCCUUUGAACGCGAUCGGGGGCACUCUGCCUGCUCACGCCGGCCCUGCGCGCCUCCGCCGCGGGCGAGCACGCAGGUGUAGACGGGCUGGACGCUGGUGCAGCACCGCGGGGGCAGUAUGGCCGCCGGCGGCGCAGUGGUGCGCGAGUGACAGAUACGUGAUCAUCCGCUCGACGUUCGCCGCAACCCCGAGGCGUCCGCGCGCGCCGCGCGAAACCGCGAGUGGUAGAAUGAUCGUUCCUAACUGAGAGAAGGAAAGAGAGAGAGAUAUACACACACAUAGAGCGUUGGUGCGACGAAGAGAAAGCAAGAGAGAGAGAGUGAGUGAGAAGGAACGAGAGAGAGGAGGAGGAGAAGGAUAAGGAGAACGAGCGGUAAACCGCCACUAUCCCCGGCGCCGGUGUGAUGAUCAAGGAUAUGGCGGACGAUGAGGCCAUACAGGCCACCAACGACGACGCCAGCGAGUGCAAGCGCUGCGCGGUCACGCUCGGCUACUGGUGCGACCCGUUCAUCAGCCUGUUCGUGAAGCAGACCACGCGGAAGGCGCCCGAGAUCAAUCGCGGUUACUAUGCCAGAGUCAAGGGCAUCGAGCUCUUCGUCGACAAGUUCCUCAAGCUGUCUGGCGGUAAAGGGCAGAUCAUAAACUUGGGUGCUGGCUUUGACACACUCUACUGGAGGCUCAGGAAGGCCGGGAACAGUCCGGCGAACUUCGUCGAGCUCGACUUUCCCAGCAUCACCGCCAAGAAGUGCUACCACAUCAAGAAGCACAAGCAACUGAUCGAUAUGCUAAACACCGAAGAUGGAGAAAUUCGAUUUUCCACCACAGACCUGCACGCCGCGAACUAUCACCUGGUUGGUACAGAUCUGCGACACAUAGCGGAGCUAAAUAACAAAUUGACUCAGGCCGAGGUCAAUUACAAUUUACCCACCAUGUUCCUGGCAGAAUGUGUUCUAGUUUACAUAGACGCCAGCGCGACCUCGUCACUACUGAAAUGGCUGGCGAUGAAGUUCCCGAACAGUCUCUUCGUCAACUACGAACAAGUGAACAUGAAAGACAAGUUCGGCCAAGUCAUGUUGUCGAAUCUGCGCAGCCGUGGCUGCUUAUUGGCGGGCGUGGAGGACUGUGAGUCGUUAGAGACCCAACAGAGACGAUUCACCAUGAACAACUGGGAGGGCUCGAACGCAUGGACGAUGGUGGAGAUAUACGAUUCACUGCCUGAGAUGGACCGUAGUCAAAUCGAGCACAUAGAGAUGCUGGACGAACGGGAGCUCCUCACCCAGCUGCUCCAGCACUACUGCAUCGCCAUCGCUUGGAACGGACAAACGUUGAAAAAUUUGUCUAUAGCGCAGGGUUAGUUACGCACACGAUCGACUCCUCACGCGCUCCCCCCCCCUCCCCCGCUCCCCCUCUCUCUGUCUCUCGCGAGUUACUCCAGGUAGUGAUGUUGUAUAAUUCAGACUCGACAAGAGCCCAUAAGAGAGUUACGUAAUCUUGCCCUCCCCUGAACGACCGCGGGAGAAAUCAACGUUUUUUCACGUUACGCUUUAGAUACGUCUUGAUUGGAAAGCGAUAAGUUGCGAUAUGUAGUCUCGCGACACACGGAGAGACGCGGUCCGAGAGACGGGCGCGUCGAAGAGGACGCGGAGUCUUUUGCUCGGACCUUCGUCCGUCACCGUGAGAGCUCGCCGCGAUCGAUUUUUUUCUAUACGCUUCGAGUGUGUUCUUUGUCCUCCGCUAAAAACACGCACCGUAUACGUAAACACAUACAUAUACACAUACACUUCAUGAGUAUAUACAUAAAUAUCUAUUUUUUAACGGAUAUGUACUGCGAGCGAGAUCAGUCGCGACUCUUUCGGUGUUGAAUCGCGCGUAUGUGGCUGCUAAUGCGAUUAGACGAGAGGGUGAAACGUUCGGAUAAGCUCCGCUAUUUGUCUCGUGGAUGAGAUCUCCAGAGUCAUCUCCUGAUUUUCGCGUUCGACAUAUCUAAAUUGUGUACCACGUAAUGUGUAACGACUCCAUCCGCAAGAGGCGCUCGGGAACUCGCGCGGUGUCUCGUCUCGCUCUCCCCUGCUGCGGAUCUCUUUAUGUGUAUAAAGUUACGGUCUCGUUAUUAUAAUUAUUAUAGAUCGUUAUAUUGUUACACAUUGUGGCCAAACGGCGCGGAAUGACGCGCGGAGUAAUUUAUUACAUAUUACGAGAUUAUAUAUCCCCACGUGCGCGAGAAAUGUGUCGCGAAGAACCAACGGCAUUUCGAGCGCGCUUCGAAACUACGUUCCCAACUACUUCGCUUAUUAUCCGAAAAACGCUCUAUAUACAUACAUAUAUAUAUAUAUAUAUAUAUAUAUAUAUAUAUAUAUAUAUAUCUAUAUUUUUGAUCUUUCAUUGCAAACACACAUACUCACUCAUACACACGUACAUAAAGGUAUUUUUCUGAUACACUGAUAUAUAGAAUUCCGAUCCCACGAAAGUCUUAAUAUAUGGUACUUGAGAGAUGUUAUCACAAAUUAUUCCGUACGCGCGGUCCUUUCCCAUCCGAUCUUUAAGUGUACAUUAAGUAUCUAGAGAUUAUGAAUUAUUCGAUCUCUCGCGAUGUAAGGCAAUUAGUAAUUACGAACCGUAAGCGACUAGGUUUUCGUACGGGCGUUGCCUACGAGCGAAGAGUGAUUAUUUAAGGUAAUAAAAAAAAAUGCAAACACAUAAACAAACAAAAGUAAAGUGCAACGAAAGUAAGAUUUUAAGUAUCGGACGCGAGAUAAGAGUAGAGACGUGGCGAGAAGAGGGAAGAUUGACGAAACGGCGAAAAAUCGAGUACCGAUGAUCGCGCGUAUCGUUGCGGACAUCAGCCUCUGGAAGAUCGGCGAUAUAUUUUCCGAAUUGAUUUUCUUCGCGUUCGCUCGUAGAUCGUAUACAGGGAGACAGGGAUGCAGAUCUCUCGUAUACGUAUCAGGACCACUAUGUAUGUACUUAACAUGAGAAAUUCUUUGGGACAUCCUAAGGUGAAAGUUUAAAUACGAAAAUGGUAAGGCUGCAAUGAUUUUUCAAUUAUAAGCAAUUAAAGUUGACUAAUCGUAUUAUAAGUACAAAAAUAUUUUUUAUUUUUUUAUUUAUGCAUCAUUUGAUCUAAUAGGGGUGGACAAAUAAUAGAAUGAAUAUCGACGUCGAUUUGACAUAUAACUUGACAGUAGAUUGACAGUAGAAGCUGAGCAAGAUUUGCAGUGUUUUCCAUUUAAAUAUAUUUAAAUAGUGAUGAAAUGACAAAUUCUGCUCGGCUUCUGUAGUCAAUCUGUUAUACUCUGUUAUCAAAUCCUGUUGUAUUUCUAUUAACAUGCUGCCGACAAAAUUUACACCAAACUGUGCAAAAUCUGUUAUUAUAGGUCUGGCUAUUUGAGUCACGAUAACAUCUUUGUCACCAUCUGUGUUGCAAUAUUUGAGCACGAGAAAUGCCAAUCGUAUAAUCAGACAACUUUAAUCGCUUACAAUUUAAAAAUUAUUAUAGCCUCAUCAUCAUUUUCGUACUUGAAUUUUCGUUUUAGAAUGUCCCAAAGAAUCUGUCAUGUUAAGGACGCACGGUGGUGCUGGGACACCCUGUAUAUAUCGAACACGCUCACUUUCGCUCGCACUCGCGAAGUAAAACACGCGUGCCGAUGUUCUUCGAAAGUUCAAGUCCGAUCGUUCGACGUUUUGCUUUGUCAAUAGAAGACAGAAAAAAGAAACACAAAGAUACAUUAACAAGAGGAAAAGAAAACAUACGUGUGUCAUAGCGGCGUUCUGCUUCUUUUCAACACCAAGUACGAGUACAUUACACUUAUAAGCAGGUUGUAGAACAGUAGUAGCGGAAGGAUGACAAAGGUUUAUUUUCGUAUCGAGGAAUAAUCAGGGUUACGCAUGUGUGUACUCAGUCUAAGGAUAAUACGAAGAGAUUAUAUAAGCUUCUACGACAAAUUCGAGUCGCUCCUCCGUAAGUGUACAACGAGAGGCGCGCAAGAAGAACUUUGUAAGGCUGGAUCUACAAUAAGCCCGCAGAAUAUUUAAGACAUCUCAACCCUUUAAGGCCCAUACAGCGAUCCCAUUGGAGUAAAAUGUUGUAAUUUACAAGAUUGUCUUAAAAGACGUUCCCGAUAAAAAUUGUGUUGUCCGAAUAACAUUGGCUGUCGAGAAGUACGAUUUUCUGAAUGUACACAAUUGUGUACAUGUAUAUUGGACGUUUAAGGUGUAAAAAUAAGAGAAUAUUAAAAUUGCUUUAUUUAAGAGACAUUUAUUUUUCGGUUGUUUAUAACACAGUCGUUGAAGAACAUCGAACGAAAUUUUUAUAAAUAUAACAUACUUAUGUUUUUUUAACAAAUAACUUUACAUUCUUAUGUAAAUUGGGCCUUAAAGGGUUAAGAUGUCGGGAUAAAAACGUCUAAAGGAUGGUUUUGAAAACGUCUCUUAGACACAUACCUGUUAUGCGGGAGUAUAGUAAGCCAUUAGACUUUUGCUUUAAGCGCUAAAUUGUAACAUAAUUUUUAGUAAGAAGAAUUUCCAGCGCCGCCAGAUGUUGUAAUUCUUAAGAUUUCAGCGUUAUUAUGAUCUUUAGCAGCCUUUUGUCGAGAAAUGUCUUUUGCCGGAAAUUACGAUAUAUUUUAUCGCUUGGAGCAAAAGGUUAAGGAAUAAAGCCCAUUUUACAAUAGUGAUAAGAGUAUACAAUAAGACGUGAGCAGUAAGCUAAUUGACCAAUUGGAUUCUUACGGCCCAAGAUCUAGUCAGGAGCACACACGUUGAGUCGAAUUUGAUUCGACGUUGAAACGGUUGAUGAUUCGUUGAGUUAAAAGAAAGAAAGUAGAUUUUGCUACAAUAUUAAUUUAUGUGAUUUUUAAUAUUUCGUAAUUUAUAUCAUUUAUUUAAACGGACUAUUAUUAUUAUCCUUGAUCGUUAUUAUCAGUCAUUAAUAAAGCAAUUCAAAAAAAGUAUCAAUGAUAAAUAAAUAAAUAAAUAAAUACUAAAAAUUUUUCUCUAACUUUUCCAAACAAAUACUUUUUAUCUUUAAAUAUAAGAUUAUAAAUACAUUUCUAUCUUCCAAUUUCGUUGCAAAUUAUAUCUUAUCAAUAGUGGGUUUGAGCUUACAAAGCAAAUUCUUUCUCCUUUCGAGACACAAUUAAAUUCAAUGUUGAAGCGAUGUUGAAAUUGCAGUCGAAGACGCGUCUAUAUUUAUACGUUUUCCAUGUCGAAUCAAACCGAAUCUCGACAUUGGGUUCUUGAUUCGACGUCGAAUAAGCUGCAUGUUUUUGACUGAGUAGAAUAAUCGACUGUGGUUGGUCAAUUUGCUUACCGCUUACUUCAUACCGCGUACUCUUACGGUGAUUUAUACUCUUAUCGCAAAAUGAGGUUCGUUAUUGCAGAUCCGGACUAAUGCACGCAAAACCCGGACUUGAUCGUCGCGUCCGCUCGCGAGGCGCGUUCGUCGGAAUCGACGAUAGUCGUGUGACAAUAGAGGAGAAUUGAUUGUUUUUCGGACGGCCUACCGAGAUAGCUGUCUUUAGUCGGAAUAGCUGCGCGUGUAGCGAUACUGUUGUGUAAAACUGUGUAUGCUGUAUAUAGCGGCGUGUGUUGUGUGAUGUGCGAUUCCGACGAUCGCGCCUUCCGAAGAGCGCGACAACGAGGUCCCACUCGCACGUUGAGUGUUUCCACGAAGUUAUCAUCACUUUUCGUCACCUGGUUUCGUCCGUUUCUCGCUUUUAGCGUAACACGAACAACGGCAACUUUUAUUAAACCUAAGCGACGAUACAUGGGAACGCAGAGCCGGUGAGGAGGAGACGAUCGAGCUACGACUCCGUCGGGGAAUGCACGACUCGGUGUUCUCCCUCGGUCUCUCUUUGAGAGAAUCUCCCUUCAACCGACUAAGAUUAUAAUACCUGGAGUAACGAACGUGCAAAGAGGAUAGUCAGAUGUUCUAUUUUUCUCAGAGGUUACACACAAAUCGCAGCCAUUGUUACGAUGUCUAUCAACGUUCGUAGGUAAACCCACGCCUCCCUCGCCGCCUUCCCAUUGUCGCCUUCUUUGCACUCGUAGGCAAGACCUCUGUGAAGUCGAUCCCACUUUUUCGAGAUUUGAAAAAAAAAUUACCAAAGUCCUGGUUGCUCCCCAAAGAGUUUUUAAUCGAUUUUAGAAAUAUUCCAUCGAUUAAAGUGGUUGAAUCAUCAUGUGAAAAGGGGAGGCCAAUUUCACGAUUGUGUAACUUCAAAAUGCCAUUUUAUACCUUAAAUUUUGGGAUAAUCGAUAGAAUUCUUUGGAGGACUACCAGAGCUCUCAACAUAACGCUAAAAUUUCGAACAAAUCUUCACCCUUUUAAAGAAAAUCACACACCGACGUUUUUUUUUACCGACAUGUCCCAUGUUCUACUCUGAUGGGAAUAUUUUGCUCCAAGCAGUAUGGAAUCGAUGAAAAAUUAAAUGAAAGUUAUUGAAAAAUUACUGAAGAUAUUUUAAAAUGAAUCAAUUUUCCUUGUGAAGUUUUAUGUAAUACUGUGAAAUAUAAGGAAAGUUAAAUUAUACUGUUAAAAUAUAAUAACAAAUUUUUUGAAAUACUAGACCUGAAAUUUAUUGAAUUUA